CCAGCUUCUUCCAGGCUCACAACAGUCGUACGAGCCACGCAGGUAGCUGACGCCGUCCACUGCCCAAAAGUAUCAACAACUUCCACACUCUGACCACAGAAACCAUGACCCAAGAGAAGAAACUAAUCGUGGUUGUUGGCGCCACGGGAAAUCAAGGCGGCUCUGUCGCUCGCCGCUUCCUUCAAGACUCUCGAUAUGCAGUCCGCGGCCUAACCCGCAAUACCUCGUCCCCAGCUUCCCAAGCCCUCGCGGCUCAGGGUGCGGAGAUGGUGACCGCUGAGCUCGAUGACCCAAAGACACUUGAUGCCGCAUUUGCAGAAGCAAACAUCAUCUUCAGCGUCACCCAGUACUGGGAGCCCUUCUUCCGCCCCGACUGCCGCGCCAAGGCACAGGAGCUGGAUGUCACCUGCCGUCGUUACGCCUACGACGUCGAGUAUCGACAGGGAAAGAAUAUUGCUGAUGCAGCGGCCAAGGUAGUGGACACAUUGGAGGACAAUGGCUUCCUGGUAUCGACUCUGAGCCACGCCCGGAAGUGCAGUGGCGGCAAGUACACGGACUUGUAUCACUUUGACUCCAAGGCUGAUAUCUUCCCUGACUAUGUGCGGGAGAAUUACCCCGCUCUAGCAGCGAAAAUGUCCUGCGUGCAAACCGGCUACUUCAUGACCAGUCAUGCCAUCCUUCCAAAUUCGUACUUUCAAAAGCAAGCCGAUGGCUCCUUUCACAUGCGCUUGCCAUGCUCGCCCAACACAUUGGUCCCACAUCUGGAUGUCAAUGGCGACACUGGAAACUUUGUGUAUGCCGUUCACCAGAUGCCUCCGGGCAAAAACUACAUGGCCAUGGGCUCCCACGCAACCUGGCCUGAGUACCUGCAGGCAUGGGCAAAGGCAGUUGGACUCCCCGCGGAAAAGGCCGUGUAUGUACAAGUGUCAGUAGAUGACAUGAUAGCAGACACCGCGGAUAGAGAUACGGGUGUUGAGGUGGCGAUGAUGUUUGCCUACUCUGAUGAUCCUGGGUAUGGAGGUGGAAUGGAUUUGGUGACGGCAGAGGAUAUGAGGAAGGCGGGGAUUGAGUGUCCCAUGACCAGUUUGGAGGAAUGGAUGAAGAAGCAGGAUUGGUCCGCUGUUUUGAGCAAGUGAUAGGAGACGCUUCAGCGAGGCGGAGGAAAGCCCCAAGCUGAGGUGAAGUAUGAUGUUAAAGCGGUACCGAUAGAUUGCACGUGGCCGGCGUCCCGAGAAGACGGAACAGACGGGACGACGGGACCCUGAUCAACCAUCCCGUGGACCCUGAAUCUGUGACAGUGGGAUCCAUGUUGCCAGGAUGGUAGGCGCGGGUAAAAUACCAAACGUGAAAGGC
Messenger RNA from Neurospora crassa OR74A, 1353 nucleotides. RefSeq lists its product as hypothetical. The record is from RefSeq and is a predicted model, not a curated record. The transcript is spliced from 3 exons. Lineage: Eukaryota; Fungi; Ascomycota; Sordariomycetes; Sordariales; Sordariaceae. Bases 105 to 1136 code for a protein of 343 amino acids.